ACCCCCAUGUACUUCUUCCUCCUCAACCUCUCCCUCCUGGACCUAGGCUGCAUCUUCACCACUGUCCCCAAAUCCAUGGCCAAUUCCCUCUGGAACACCAGGGACAUUUCCUUCACAGGAUGUGCUGCACAGGUCUUUUUCUUUCUCUUUUUCUUUUCAGCAGAGUAUUCUCUUCUCACCAUCAUGUCCUAUGACCGCUACGUGGCCAUCUGCAAGCCCCUGCACUACGGGACCCUCCUGGGCAGCAGAGCUUGUGCCCACAUGGCAGCAGCUGCCUGGGGCACUGGGUUUCUCACUGCUCUGCUGCACACAGCCAAUACAUUUUCACUACCCCUCUGCCAAGGCAAUGCUGUGGAGCAGUUCUUCUGUGAACUCCCCCAGAUCCUCAAGCUCUCCUGCUCACACUCCUACCUCAGGGAAGUUGGGCUGCUUGUGGUUGGUUUUGCUUUAGCAUUCGGAUGUUUUGUUUUCAUUGUGGGGUCCUAUGUGCAGAUCUUCAGGGCUGUGCUGAGGAUCCCCUCUGUGCAGGGACGCCACAAAGCCUUUUCCACGUGCCUCCCUCACCUGGCCGUGGUCUCCCUGCUUGUCUGCACUGGAGCAUUUGCCUAUCUGAAGCCCCCCUCCACCUCCUCCCCAUCCCUGGACCUGGCAGUGGCAGUGCUGUACUCGGUGGUGCCUCCAGCAAUGAACCCCCUCGUCUACAGCCUGAGGAACCAGGAGCUCAGGGAUGCUGUGAUGAAGCUGGUGACUGGAUGUCUUUCAGCAGCCAUAGACUGCCUGCUUUCCUCUGCAAAGGACUCCCAGUGUAGGUCAUGACAGGCCAAGUCUGUCUUUCCCGCUUUACAUUUGUUUUCUUUUUUCCACUUGUGAUGUUGUCUUCAUAGAAAUGUCAAUUUUCAUCCCCUUCUACUUCAAUAUCUGCCUCUCUUGUAUGACCCGCAGACUUUCUGUCAAUGGGAGUCUCAGAAUGUAUUUAAGCAAAAUAAAUGAUUCUGUAGCAACUUCUUCUCUGUGAUAUGUCCUCUCUGCUCCAGCUCCAGCUCUGGGAUGGCUGCUCUGUGCCUGGAGCAGGAAGAGCUCUUGAGGAGCCCAAGGGCCGGGGCUGUUGUGCUGGUGUGGGGAGAUGGGAUGG
Messenger RNA from Strigops habroptila (Kakapo), 1132 nucleotides. Its product is annotated as olfactory receptor 14J1-like. Gene Ontology annotation, biological process: G protein-coupled receptor signaling pathway. Gene Ontology annotation, cellular component: membrane. The transcript has a single exon. Gene Ontology annotation, molecular function: olfactory receptor activity; G protein-coupled receptor activity. The coding region runs from base 7 to 816 and encodes 269 amino acids. The record is from RefSeq and is a predicted model, not a curated record. Lineage: Eukaryota; Metazoa; Chordata; Aves; Psittaciformes; Psittacidae.